CGAAGCUCUUCGAACGGCAGGCAGACCAGCACACUCCACGAGUCCUCGGAGAUGCCUUGCUUCAGACAUGCCACAAUCAUGCUGGCCUGCAUUCACCCUUACGACUUAAAGCGGCCUGGAUUCCUUCCGCGAGCAACUCCCCACUGAAGCUAUCACAGUGCACCUGUGAACUCUGCCGACCUCAUCAAAGUGCGCCUGUCGCUCCUGUCUGCGAGCUUAGACGCAGAACUAUCAGUGCCAACGACGGGCUUUACAGACGAUCUUCGGACGUGUCCACCUGUGUGCAUUGCUUCGAUUCUGCGACGAUGAGGCUGACGUAUGACGUUCUCUUCAUUAUACUCGAGACGCAAAGUCUUCAAGACCGCAUUCAUGACCUCUCCUCAAUGUCUCGAGCAUGCCGAACGCUCCGAAUUCAGGCCAUAAAACACUUGCUUGAUCACGACGUUACGUUGCGCGACGCAAGAGACACCCUGUCCUUCGCACUCUUCAUGCUUGGCGACGAGGACCGCCGCUUCCCUCUCCUUCGUCGGUCGCUGUCGAUUAGGACCGGGAAACUCUCCGGUCGGGCAGCCCUUGCGCUUUUCGAGCUCGUCUCGAGAAUCUGGUCGCUAGAGCGCCUCGUAUUGACGAAUGCCGAUCAGAUCCUCGCAUCCGACGCCAGGCUCCCACGCGCCCUUGCGUCCCUCACCUGUCUCAAGCACCUCGACUUCCACGCGACGCAGGACUCCAACAACUCCGACUGCGUCUACUUCUUCAAGCGCAUGCAGUCUCGACUCCUCACCGCUUCUCUGCACCUCCCUUCCCCCAUCCGGCGUUUCAUGAAUGGCCGCCUCAACUGCGAGCUCGUCGACCCUAUACGCCUUCUCCGAAACUCUGCAGACACACUAACUGAGCUCCACGGGUGCAACUUCGAGGCUCGGCGCUCCCACGACCUCGUCUAUCCACACCUAAAGCGACUCAACGUCCAUCUGGGUCUCAUUCCGCUCAUCGCGCCGUACAUGGUCUCCUUCCCGAACGUCACUUCCGUCGAGGUGACAUGUGGAGCUGCGUUCGAGCCGAGCACCGUACCGUCCUUCAGCUUUAUGAACGAAGAUGGUCAGAUGAACAUCAAGCCUUGGUCCGCAUUGGAGGAGCUUGUGGGGAACUUGACAGACAUCUACGUCCUUGCUCUUCGUUGCACAGUCACGACACUCCGUGUCAAGGCUUCAGGGAGACAUCGCAUCUUGUCAUAUCUGGCAGAAGUCUUGUCGCACGCUAGACCGACUCAUCUGCUACUGGAGGUGGAGUCGCCAUCAUUCUGCUUGGAGAGCGAUGACAGCUUGAUGUCCGUGUUCCGGCACGGAGAUGCUCCCCAGAGCAUCCGAACGUUUGUAGUGCGCAUCGUCCUCCAAGGGGAGGAUUGCAAGGCUGAUCUGGACGAUCUCUUCGUCCGCGUAAUCGAGACGAUCAAGCCUCUCCCUCUCACCUCCUUCAAGGUGCAGAUCCUCCACGAGAGCCUAGACCUGGAACCCGACGACCGGGAUGGCCUGCAGGAUCUUGAAUCAGCGCUCGCCCCAUCGCCUAGCGCGCGAGUGGCGCAAGAAGGAAAUUUCUGCCUCCUAGAGGCGAAACUCCGCGAAUGGGAUGCUACACGUCACGUAGACUAUGUCCGACAAGCAUGUCCGUUGUUGAAGCAGUUGACAGUGGAAGAUUUGGGCUGCUCCGUGGUUCCCUGGCCGCUGCUUUCUGUGCGUUUCUAGUGUGCGCCGGGAGGGUAUAGAGCGGCUGCAGAUGAGUAGUAUGAUAUGUUAGUCGCAAUGACAGCCUGUGUAUAGAGUGUGAACCUCGUAAUCUAUCCAUCUUCU
Molecule: messenger RNA, 1844 nt
Organism: Dichomitus squalens LYAD-421 SS1
Lineage: Eukaryota; Fungi; Basidiomycota; Agaricomycetes; Polyporales; Polyporaceae
Exons: 5
Coding region: 306-1739 (477 amino acids)
Source: RefSeq, a predicted model, not a curated record